GGGCGAGCACGUCUCAGGAUACGAGCCAAUCAAAUGCCGCGCUUGUUCUACUUCCAUGAAACAAACAAAACCAGCAGCACACCGCUUCACCGCGGGAGACAGAACGGCACUAGAACAGCAUCGAGCCGCACCGAGAGUCCGCAUACAUACCGCGCACCAGCCUCUGUGUAGUGCCCUAAUGGCAACGGAGGACAAAGGAAAAACGGCGGCGCCUCAGGCUUUACCGGAAACGAGAUCCCUUUCAGCAACACACAACAAUCUGAACAAUAACAACAACAACAAUAAUAACAACAAAGACAACGAGGGAGGCGAAGGAGCCACAACAGCCACAUCCACUACUGUUGAGCCCGGGGGCGCUGAAAAUAUCAUAGGGAACGGUUCAACGGUUAAUACAACCGGAGGCAAUAACGGCAAAUGGGUCCGUCUCAACGUCGGGGGGACGGUGUUUCUAACGACACGACAGACGCUGCUAAAGGAACAAACUUCAUUUCUGUACCGACUGUGUCAGCAGCAGGACUUACAUUCUGACACGGAUGAAAGUGGUGCUUAUGUGAUUGACCGAGACCCCACCUAUUUUGGUCCCAUACUCAACUAUCUGCGACACGGGAAGCUGGUUUAUAACAAGGAGUUGGCAGAAGAAGGUGUCUUGGAGGAGGCAGAAUUCUACAACAUCACACCGCUGAUUAAAUUAAUCAAAGAGAGGAUUCUUGAGCGAGACUCCAAGGCCACACAGCAGGUGCCACCAAAGCAUGUGUAUCGGGUGUUGCAGUGUCAGGAAGAGGAACUGACCCAGAUGGUGUCCACCAUGUCGGACGGCUGGAAGUUUGAGCAGAUGGUGAACAUUGGCUCAUCUUACAGCUAUGGAACAGAGGACCAGGCUGAAUUUCUCUGUGUGGUGUCGAAAGAGCUGCAUACCUCAGGUGGAGGUUUGGGGACAGAGCAGAGCCACAAGACUAAGACCUCGGACACACAGGUGGAGGAUGGAGCGAGGGAGGAAGAGGAGGAUGAGGAGGAGGAAGAGGGAGAGAGAAAUGCCACCCCCAAUGAGUGGAUUAGAGAUUAGCAGAAACAUGUGUCAAAGGAAUUGGUGAGGAAAUGCCGACUGUGAUGUUGGUUGUAUUAGUGGUAGAUGUCUUUAAUCUAGCAGUCGGACAGUUUCGGUAAAUUGCAUUUCAGUGCAUCAAAUUAAACUAUCUCUUAUGAACAACAGUAAAUCUAUAUGGAAUUGUUUGACUGUUAAAAUAGUCCUCUCAUGUAAGGUGGUAGUUUUACUUCUCUUUUAUGAACAGUGCAUUGAAAUGCAAUAGCCUUCACCUCGUAGAAACUUCCAAGCAUGAUUUUCUUUUAAGUAACUCUAUUAAAAACAAUUCAUAAGUGUGAGGACAAUCUAUUGUACAACUUGGAUAAAUAUAGCUUUAAAAAAAAAAGGGAUUUUUAACACAGGUCGUUCCAUGACUCCUCAAUAUUUAGCACAGCGUCUGUUCCAUGGACUGCCAUUGUAAAUCACUGCCAUCUCCACCCAUAUCCACAUCUUCAGCAAAACUGAUCUUUGUGUUAUAUGGAAUAUACAAGGUGGCAUAUUUGACAAUCUACACUACCCAUAUUAGAAAUGAUUAUUAAUUAUAUAUUUCAGUAGACAUACACUGCUAUUUAAAAGUUUGGGGUCUGUAAUAUUUUUGACAUCAUCUAUGCUCACCCAAGGGUGCAUUUAUUUGAUCAAAAAUACAGAUAAAGAUGUCGAGUAACACUGUUCUGUCAGGGGAUGUUACAGAGUCCUUAAAGGGACACAGACUGUGUGUAUUUCUUCUUAUUGCAAAGGUCCCUUUAGGGGCUCUGUAGGAUGUAAAAAAAAAUGCAUAGCUAAAGUUGAUUUUUAAUGAUAUGCCUGACUGUUUUACACAUUAUAAAACAGAUUGUUUUGGGAUUCUAAAAAAUGCUGCUGGUUUUUCGAAUGAUCUUUUAUUGAACAAUAUGGCAGUGUGUUUUGUCCUCGGGGCAAUGCAGGUAAAUGCAUUUAUUUAGAAUCUUAAUCAUCAAACCAACAUUUAACACGGUAAGUGUUGCUAAUACAUGCAGUAAAUAACUGGAUAUGGUGCAGUAAAGUUAUCCAAUCACAGCAGUAGGCUUUUACUUCCGUUUCUGCUAAGUGUUUUUCACAGAGAGUGAACAUUUGUACAAAUAUUAGAUCUUUUUGGUACAAAAAACUUUGCAAAAUUUAUGAUCUAACCUUGAAACAAUACAAACUGCAUUUUAUGACCCCUUUACUACAUUUCACCCCUUUACUACAUUUCUUAUUAUUAAUUCUGAAAAACAGUAGUCUUGCUAUAUAUUUUUGUUGAUACUGUGAUACUUUUAAUCAAUUCCAAUAAGAUUCAGAAGAACAGCAUUUAUUUAAAAUCUAUUGUAACAACAUUAUAAAGGUCUUUGUCACAUUUGCUCAAUUUAAUGCAAUUUUUGAAUAUAAUAUAAUUAAUUUUUUUUUUUUUUUUUUUAAUCUUACUGACCACAAACACUUGAACGGUAGUGUGUUUCUGUGUCUAUAAGAUCUUUUCCAACUCUCUUGCAGCUGUUCCAGAUCCAUGGAUCCCGGCUGUAGGAUGCAAAGAAAUUUAUUUUUCUAGAUAUCCAUUUUAUCAUGUGCUCAUGAUGCUGUUUUUAUAGCCAUACUUUUUGAAUAACGGGUAUUACCGGGAGACAAGAACUUCACAUCCAGCAGCAAAAAAACAAAAAAAAUGUUUUAAAUUGAAAUGUUCCUGAAAGAAAAAAAGUACUUAAGGUAUUAAAAAAGACACUGUUACUUACAGUUACUAUCUUAGUACAUGGCCUGUUACCAAAGAGCGCAACCUAGUUAUGGGAUACUUCACAAAAUAUAAAGCAUUUAACAAAAACUAAAGAACUUUAGUCUGGUUUAGUCAGGAAAUACAUUGUCAUCAAGGAUGGAAAGACUGUGUGGAUUUGAGACUGUAAUCAGUUAUUUAGAGUUUAGGUUUUGCACUUUUGUUAUAGCAGAAGAAGGGCGGCUCUGCUACAUGAACAGGUCAAGUUCUGUUCCAUUUAGCAUCAGCUGUGGGUAAAGUGCCAUCAGUGUCACCCUGGCAGACCACCAGCUGUACACUUUAGCCCCAUUUACAGUCUGCGGCGGUUCAUUUUGAUAGUCGCUGGCGCCAGCUGGAAGGUCAGAGUGUCGUUAGAGGUCAUGAUAUUACAGGGCUCGGGAUGUUGUGCUUCUGCUUGUGUUUGUUAGGGAUUUUUAAAAGGUCCUGUGCAGAGUUUACUUAAAAUGAAGUUCAGAUAAUGUGCUGGAUUAUGAUAUUGUGUCACUUGUUAAUGUGUUUUGUGUGAAGGCUAGAUUGCUUUCAAAGGAACAAAGCCUGGCAAUCAAUAUCGCUCAAAUCGACAUGCCUCAAUUCAACAAAUGAUCAAGCACUUUUGCUCCCUUUAGUCUACAGCCGUGCAUACUAGCAUUCUUUGGGUUUUUUAUGUGCUGUGGGCUGGUUUGCAUGCAUAAGCUUGUAUUAUUAAAUAUGCUAUAGUUUUGCACAAAUUUGCAAAGAUACAGUGGCCCCAAAACAUCAUUGAACACUUAAGCCGCAUUUAAACAUAUAUGAAUGUAAUUGCAUUAAAUAACAGAAUAGCAAACCAAGUGGCUGAUAGCCAAAGCCACUUUGUAAGAAGGAAGUUUAUUAGCUUUUUGUAGUUACUCUGAUGGCAAACUGGUUUCAUUGAUCAUGUAUAUGCUAAAAAAAUUUCCUUGGGACCAGUCGAUUAAAAAUAAUUGAAAGAAAUGCUUAGUUCUGAGAAAAGAUCAUGCUUCAUUUGUUUGCAGAUGCCACUUGGUCUGAUAUUUCCUAUUUAAUGCAGUAAAAUUCAUUUUUAAAUGCGUUUUAAAUGUCACUUAAGUGUUUAGAAACUAUUUGGAUGGGUAAAAUAAUUUGUUGUCAUGUUUGAUGACAGCAUUAUCAGUCAAGACUGAUUUAAAAUUGUCUUUUUGUAAACAUUAUAUUUUAAUCUGUUUGCAAUCGCAACAAGACCUGUUACGAUUAUAAUUGCAUUUCUACAGAGGAAAAGGGUGUUUGCAAACACAAUUUUGUAGCUCAGUGUGUUACUGGGUCAAUCGAUUCUUACUCUGUCCCCGUUAGCUGCCACUAUGUUCUAGAACUGUGAGGAUAAUAAUUGUGUCUAGACAGAGAACAGUGAACUAUCUGAAACCGAGAUACCAGACUCCAACUGUUUAGAUGCAACUGAUGUAGAAGCAGCAAAAGUUUUGAUACAAAAGACAUCUUAUUAGCCUGUCAGUGCUGUAGUCAUUUCUUUAAAGUUUGUACUGGUGUGUUGAAACAAUCUUAUCACUGCAUUGAAUUUUAGAAGUAUGUUUUAAUUUGAAAGUUGAUCUUGUAAGUGUUGACAGCAUUAUUUUAUAUGGCCUUUUUUUAUAAUCAUACUGUGUCAUCAUUUGUAUUUAAUUUAGUCUUAUAAAUGUCAGAUUAUGUUGCUUGUCAGGGCACAGGUGAUGUUUUGGUUUAUAUUGAAUUUUAUUUUGUACACAUGUAAUGCUGAUUUAAUUUUUUACGCUUUUGUUUCAUGUAUGUUAUGUUACAGUGUCAUCAAAAUUAAGUAAUAGUUUGCCCUCUUACUUUCAUGUUCGACUAUUUUUAUAUUUAUAGGCAGUUUGUAUGCCAUACUUCCACUCUUGAGCUCUCACAUUUCACUUAUUUAUUAAAUCUGGGAUGUUUAUUGGCUUAUUUGAUUCUUCUUGGUUUAAAAGUUAAUAGAAUUGUAUUUAUUUUGUGUUUUCUUUAUAUGUGUACUUUAGAUGUGAUGUACUUUAAUUCAUACACACUGUAUAUUUCAUGACUUUUGAUUAGCAUUGAAAGCACAUUAGCUUGUCGAGACAAACCCCUCAAAUUAAGAAAACAUUUAGUAAUAAAAACUUAAAAUUGCAACCGGGCACAGACCCUUAGUAGUGUAUGUAUGCCAAAGAAAAUUAGAUUAAUGUUUCUCCUCAGCCAAGAGAAUAUCUUUUAGCACAGAAAACAUUCGUGAAUUAGAUGUCCAAGCAGCAUUAUUGUGUAAAAAGUUGUCAGAAUAAUUCGAAUAAAAUUCAGAGGAAUUUUUCUUUCACAAAAA
Carassius gibelio (silver crucian carp) is the source of this 5127-nucleotide messenger RNA. RefSeq names its product BTB/POZ domain-containing protein KCTD5-like. The record is from RefSeq and is a predicted model, not a curated record. Gene Ontology annotation, biological process: proteasome-mediated ubiquitin-dependent protein catabolic process; protein homooligomerization. Gene Ontology annotation, cellular component: cytoplasm; Cul3-RING ubiquitin ligase complex. Lineage: Eukaryota; Metazoa; Chordata; Actinopteri; Cypriniformes; Cyprinidae. The transcript has 6 exons. The coding region runs from base 56 to 1063 and encodes 335 amino acids. Gene Ontology annotation, molecular function: cullin family protein binding.